ACAUAAGUAGGUCGAAGCGCGGAGCGGAACAGAGCGGAAUUACAGUCGAAGUACGAAACGACGAAUUCUGUCUUAUCCUACCCGGUUAUUCAAGAAGAGAAAAUAUGGAUAGUAAUUAUAGGGCGAACAUUUUAAAGUGGCUGCCAGUACAAGGUCCAGUUUUGGAAAAAUGGUUUAAAGAUUCUUUGGAAUUGGACGGAACACUAAGAAAAGUUUCAUGGGAUAUUGACUUUUAUGUUGAAAUUACAGCGAGGGGCAAAGUUUGUGAUCAAGAGGUAUUGACGAAUUUUGUUAGAAGAUUAGAAAAGUACGCAGAGGAUUAUAGAUUGAUUUGGAAAUCUGGAGAGACAAGUCAUCCAGUUUAUAAAGCCAAGGUUCAACAUAUAAAAAUGAAUUUACAACGAAGUUUGAAUGUGGUUGCAAAAUUUAUCCGGAAUCUCAUUUACGAUAUUAUGGAUUGCAAAAAUGACGAGUUUCUAAGGAUCAUUUUCAGAUUAGUGAAUGCUUACAACAAAAUGUUGGAUUUAGAGCCAAAUUUCUCAGAACCUUCGAUAAAUAUUUUUUCUAAUAAUUGCCCUUGUAUGUUGGAACCACUCAAAAAAAUUUCUGUCACUCGAAUGCUACAAGUUUUGGCCAAAAAUAAGGUCGAAGAUUAUUGUCACGAGUUUAUUGAAUGUUUAUUAGCAAAUUAUCAAUGCAAUAUGGAUAAGGAAGAUACAAAGUCGACAGCUGAUGUUGAUUUAUCAGAAAAUUCGAGCAUCGAAAUUUAUAGAGCACUCACAAAACAUUUGACACCUCCUGUUAUGAGUUUGCCAGCAAAAGAAAUGGAAAUGUCUAACGUAGAAUCAGUCCAAAUUCUGGUAAGUAUGCAAAAUGAGGAAGUUACUAGAUUAAUGAAUAUCACGAUGAGCAUUUCUCCUGAACUUCUUGGAACCGAAGCUUUAAAAACAGUCAAUAAAGAUGAAAAAAAAAUACGAGAAAUGGCCAUGAAGAAGAUAAAAGAAUUUUAUCAGGAAGUUGCUUGGGGAUCAAUUUCUAGUAUUUUGGACCAUGUCGUUUUAUGGUGGUCGCCAAAAGCUUUGGCAGUUAGUCACAGUCGCGGUGCUCAGCAUUUUAAAGAUUGGCUACACCGUUUUCUUCAAAAACACAAAGUUCCAUCGACUGUGAGACCAGCACUUCAAAAUUUGUGCGACACUUUAGGAUGUCACGUAACAGUUACAGCUUGGGAUGAACGUUUUAGGCGAGCUUACACUUCAUCAUUUGCGUGUCAAUCAAAACCUUCAAGCGAAAUUUCGAAGGGCACGGAUACUGGUCACAAAUUUUUGGAAUUGUUCAAACUUUUGGUUAUAAAUAGUAACGAAUGUGAGACCUGUGGAGAAUGGGAUCUGGGAGCUCCUUUGAUACAACUUCCACUUUCCGAACAAAUUGUUGUUCUCCAUAGAUUAGAUCACUCAGUCCAUACGAUGAGAUUAUGGUCUUUACAGGAAGCAAAAGAAAUUGCUCACACUUGGGAUCUGGAGGUCUUUUUUCUUUUAGUAAAGGGUGAUGUGGUCAAUUGCAUGCAGGAACUACAACAUUUAAAGCUUGCUGAUCAUACAACGACUUUAGAAACAGAACCAAUCAGUGUGCAAGUUUAUGUCUGCGCUAAAAUGAGAGCCAAAAUAGUUUCUGAAGUCAAUGCCAAUAUUCUAUUAUUAAAGGAGGCUCCAUUAAAAUGUAUCAACACAUUGGCAAUUAUUUGUCGCAUUGUCAGUCUUGCAAAUUUACAUAUGUGUUUUCCAAAACCAAAUUAUUGGAGAAAAAACUGCCCUACGACACCUGCUGUGCCAAGUGGAUAUGUCGAAAGUUAUUUUGAAAAAGUCCUCUUACCAGUCUUGGAAGUGAUAGACAAUCACGAAAUUUCCAAUACGAUUCUGCGAAUAAUGUGCGAGGCUUGGCUGGAUUACAUUUAUUUACACCAAGUUAAAUUUAGUGAUUGGGGAGCUUUUCAACUUUUAACCGAUUUUGCAUACGUGUCGAAAUGGGUUAUUGAUUGCCCUGUAAUUUCGGAAAACGUCCGGAACCUUCUUCUGAAAAAUGAAGUGUUACGUCGAUGUGAAGGAGUUGGGCGCCUUCUUUUACGUCAUCCCGGAGAAGCUAUUGCCAUGAACAAACCACCACAGCCAAGCAAAAAUGAAAAUGGAUCUCCGCAGUCUCUUGGAUUAGAAAGAAUGCCAGCAGAAAUGUAUGUGCCUAAUCAAGAACAGUGGCUCGAGCUUCGUGCUCCAAAGCGCUACAAUUUUUGCUGUACUGAAUGAAAAUGCUCAAAACAUAAUUAUAUCUUUUUAUUAGGAUUAAAUAAAAAUAUAAAUUUGGGCAGUUC
Molecule: messenger RNA, 2362 nt
Organism: Belonocnema kinseyi
Lineage: Eukaryota; Metazoa; Arthropoda; Insecta; Hymenoptera; Cynipidae
Product: coiled-coil domain-containing protein 142
Exons: 15
Coding region: 105-2297 (730 amino acids)
Source: RefSeq, a predicted model, not a curated record